AGCGCGCGCCUCCUCCGUUCAGUGAGCGCGAGCUGAUCUCGACAGAACUUCAGCUGCUCUUCUGAGAGUGGAUUCGCGCCUUUACAGGAAUUACUUUUGUUGCAGUUUUCUCAUUUGGAUAUACCAUUAUUACAUAUUAUACAAAACAUGCCUGUGUCCAGAAUGCGCAUGCGUCCCUGGCUGGAGGUAAAGAUCGAAUCCAACACCAUCGCUGGACUCCAUUGGGUCAACAAGGAGGAGAAGAUGUUCUCCAUCCCGUGGAAGCACGCGGCUCGCCACGGCUGGCAGGUGGACAAAGACGCCUGUCUGUUCAAGCAGUGGGCCAUUCACACAGGUAAAUACAAGGAGGGAAAGACCCCACCCGACCCCAAGACCUGGAAAGCCAACUUCCGCUGUGCCAUGAACUCUCUCCCCGACAUAGAAGAGGUGAAGGACAAGAGCGUGAACAAAGGCUGCGCUGCGGUGAGAGUCUACCGCAUGCUUCCCGCCAUCGCCAAGAAGAAGAUGAAGAGAUCCAGGAGCCGCGACAGCCGCAAACGCAAGAUCAAGAUGGAGGAAGCCGAAACUCACGAGAUGCACUCAGAAAUAACUCAGGAGAACACCAUCGACAGCACCGUCAAUCUAAGCACUGCCAGCUCCUCCGAAGAAGCCCCUGCAUACGAGGUGGAGAUCGCCAACUGUCCUGAAGACCCGUACACCUGCAAGUUCCAGGUGUCUCCGGUGCACUCCACAGACCUGGAGGAGAACGAAGCCAUCAUUGAGAUCUCACGGCAAUUGGAACGUGACAGCACGCAGUGGCUGCAGACCAAUUUCUUUACAAAGGGGUUCCUGGGCAAUGAAGUAGCCACAACAGAAUCUCUGAGUCCAGAGAGCCAGUGGAGCGAAAGCUCAGGAGAGGAGCUGGAGUUCCGGCUCUACACUGAACUGACCCCAGACCUGCGUGACGAGUCUCUCUGCACCUACACAGAACUCAUGAACAGCAGCUCCAUGCCACAGAGCUUGUGUCUUCUCUGAGAGCGCCGGCUCACUCCUCAGACUGUGAAUCAUGCUCAGCUUCUCACUCAUGGACAAUGGACUCCAAUCCACACAAAGGCUCAACCUCGUAGUUCAGUCUGGAUUCUGCUGAUCCUCGCGGGACAGACGGGUGCUCUUCAGAAACGCUUUCUCUGAAGGAUCUUCCAGAACUGAAACUGGACGACGCUCUCUUGUACAGCUCUGUGACCGUGUAACCUCAUGUAAUGUGAACUGGAGCGAUUCCGUUAUGUGCUCAUCAUGGCAGGGGUUUCCUCACCAAUAGGACAUAUAAAUACAUACAUACAUAUAUAUGUAUGUAUAUUCAUUUAUACAUUUAUCAGAUGAGAGUUUGGGAAGGGGUUCUUCACUGUACAUACUGUAAAUAUUUAUUUGUAA
Molecule: messenger RNA, 1410 nt
Organism: Carassius carassius (crucian carp)
Lineage: Eukaryota; Metazoa; Chordata; Actinopteri; Cypriniformes; Cyprinidae
Product: interferon regulatory factor 1-like
Exons: 9
Coding region: 148-1014 (288 amino acids)
Biological process (GO): regulation of transcription by RNA polymerase II; immune system process
Cellular component (GO): nucleus
Molecular function (GO): DNA-binding transcription factor activity, RNA polymerase II-specific; RNA polymerase II cis-regulatory region sequence-specific DNA binding
Source: RefSeq, a predicted model, not a curated record